AUGAAGAUUCUUCUUGCAGUUUCCUCCAGCGCUUUUACUUUCUUGUUGCUCCUAGUGUCUGUUGUGCAAGGAAAUGUGCUAAAAUGUGCCACUGGCAAAGAGUUCCACAACGGACUUAUAGAAGAAUAUGCAUCAAAAGCUCAAUAUAGUUUACAACGUAGCAGUCAUCCUUUAGGGCCCGAUGGGGAAAAAUGCAAGGCCUAUCAGUUUGAUAUCCCAAGGAAAUCAUCCAGAGAUACAGAUUAUUACCUAGUCCAAGUUUGUGGUGGUAUGGAGGGCCACAGACUAUAUGAAUGGUACAACUUUAAAUGGGCUCAAUGUGAAUAA
Blumeria graminis f. sp. triticale is the source of this 327-nucleotide messenger RNA. Lineage: Eukaryota; Fungi; Ascomycota; Leotiomycetes; Helotiales; Erysiphaceae. The record is from the annotation of a GenBank genome assembly.